Molecule: messenger RNA, 412 nt
Organism: Dentiscutata erythropus
Lineage: Eukaryota; Fungi; Glomeromycota; Glomeromycetes; Diversisporales; Gigasporaceae
Source: the annotation of a GenBank genome assembly
AUGAUUGCACCCAAAUUCCCCCCAACGGUCGAUAUCUCUAAAAAGUUCCCUAAUGACAGAAUUCCCGCGAGAGCACCUAAUGCAUUUAUCACUUUAAAAGUUAAUGUAGAAACAGCUCGCGAGAGCGGGCACUAUUUGCCGACUAUUGUACCUUCUAUGGCGUCACAGAGUAGGGAAUUCGCUGACGAUACUAUCACUUUAAAUAAGAAUGAGAGGAGACGUAAAAAUAAAAGUCUUAAGAACAAUAUAAAAAGCAUUAAAGAGAUAAAAAACAAUAAAAAUAUUGAAUCUAGAGAUACUAAACCCGUUAUCCUUGUUACAUCUUCACAUAACAUAAAUUCUACGGCGCCUGUAUUUACAAACAAUCCUUCGAAUCUCGAUUCAUCUAUUAUAUCUUCUAUGGAGUCACAGA